Messenger RNA from Vanessa tameamea, 905 nucleotides. RefSeq names its product small ribosomal subunit protein uS7m (gene mRpS7). Gene Ontology annotation, cellular component: ribosome; mitochondrial small ribosomal subunit. The record is from RefSeq and is a predicted model, not a curated record. NCBI's taxonomy places the organism in Eukaryota, Metazoa, Arthropoda, Insecta, Lepidoptera, Nymphalidae. The transcript has 4 exons. The coding region runs from base 115 to 837 and encodes 240 amino acids. Gene Ontology annotation, biological process: translation; ribosomal small subunit assembly. Gene Ontology annotation, molecular function: rRNA binding; mRNA binding; structural constituent of ribosome.
GUUUAUAACCACGAUUGGUAAUUGAUUGAGAUAAUCUGUAUUCCGUAGUUUUGUUUUUAUUUUACAUUCAAAUAAUAACUUUUAAAUAUUAGCACGAAAUUUAUAAAUUACAAAAUGAGUAAUUUCAGAUAUAAAGUAGGGCCAAUAGCAAAAUGUGUUUUUCAAACUCAAAGUCCAAGAUCUAAUUUAUGGUGUACUUUAAUGCAGUACAGAUUUUAUCCUAGGCCGACCAGUUUUCCUGACUACUUUCAAAAUCCAAUAUUUAGGAAAGAGGAUCAAGCUAAACUGAUUGAGAGUAAUGAAUUAACGAAACUAGCUGCUUUACCCGUAAAACCCCCUGCGGCUUAUGAGACAUCUUCAGUCUACCACGAUCCCCUUGUUAGUAAACUUAUAAAUCAUGUCAUGAAAAUGGGCAAUAAAAAAUUAGCCCGUAAUCUGGUUGAAAAAGCAUUUGAAAAUAUUAAAAGAAUACAAAUAGAGAGGUAUCAUUUAGCAACAACACCUGAAGAGAAAGCAAAAGUAGUACUCAAUCCCAAAGAUAUUCUACACAAAGCUGUCGAAAAUUCAAAACCAUUAUUACAACUUCUACCAAUAAAAAGAGGAGGUAUCACUUAUCAGGUUCCUGGUCCCAUAACAGAAAAGAGAUCACUUUUCUUAGCCAUAAAAUGGCUUCUAGAAGCUACAAAUGAUAAGGAGAGAACAAUACAUUUCCCUGAGCAAUUUGCGUGGGAACUUCUUGAUGCUGCUAAUAACACUGGCAAAGUUGUAAAGAGAAAACAAGACAUACAUCGUCAGUGUGAAGCUAACAGAGCAUAUGCACAUUACAGAUGGCAGUAGUUUAAGAUAUUGUUUAAAGUGUUGUAAUUAAAUUGUAGAUUAAUAAUAUAAAUUAAGUAAACAAUAAA